AUGAAGCUCACCACUGUCGUCACUGGUGUGUUGGUCAUGGCAAGCACUACUUCCGCUGCCUCUUGUGUUGAGUUUCCCUCGAUAUUAUUCAGUCACUUCGAAGUUACUGCCGAGGGGGUUAGCAACGGCCCUGAGAUUUGCGGUCGUCUUUGGCUCUACUUGAGAAGAUUCCCAUGUCUAGCCUUUCAGCCAUACUGCAAUGUAAAGAACGGCAAUCUGCUGUGGCAAUUUCAGACGACCAUGUUCUGCGCCCCGGAAAUGGUCACUUCGUCUUGGUGGGAGGCCACCCACAACAAGUUUGGUGCCCUUGAGAUGUGUGAGGCCCUGACGAAAGUAUCGCGGCGGUCGAAAGCGAUCUCACCAUGA
Colletotrichum higginsianum IMI 349063 is the source of this 366-nucleotide messenger RNA. RefSeq lists its product as uncharacterized. The coding region runs from base 1 to 366 and encodes 121 amino acids. Lineage: Eukaryota; Fungi; Ascomycota; Sordariomycetes; Glomerellales; Glomerellaceae. The transcript is spliced from 3 exons. The record is from RefSeq and is a predicted model, not a curated record.